This is a messenger RNA of Daucus carota subsp. sativus, 916 nucleotides long. RefSeq names its product thylakoid lumenal 19 kDa protein, chloroplastic. NCBI's taxonomy places the organism in Eukaryota, Viridiplantae, Streptophyta, Magnoliopsida, Apiales, Apiaceae. The record is from RefSeq and is a predicted model, not a curated record. The transcript has a single exon. The coding region runs from base 45 to 764 and encodes 239 amino acids.
CACACAAACAACCAGCCUGAUCCAUCCAUCCAAAAUUAUUUCCAAUGGCAUCAACUUUCUCCCCCUCAGCCCUGCUCUCCACCACCACCUCCACCUCCUCAACUCCUUCCAAACCACCACAAUUCAAACCCCAACUCACCAUUCCACCCUCUAAGCCAUCCUCAAAUAACUUAACCACCACGUUAACCGCAGCCUUAGCUGCAGCCACUAUCCUGACAUCCACAACUCCCUCUCUGGCAGACUCAACUUACCAAACAUACUAUGGCACUGCUGCCAGUGCAGCCAAUUAUGGCGGAUACGGUGGCAACUCCAACAAGAAAGACUCUGCAGAGUACAUUUACGACGUGCCAGAAGGAUGGAAAGAAAGAUUAGUGUCUAAAGUUGAGAAGGGGACUAAUGGAACUGACAGUGAGUUCUACAAUCCAAAAAAGAAAACUGAGAAAGAAUAUUUGCUAUAUCUUGCAGGGAUUCGACAAUUGGGACCGAAAGAAGCUAUACUCAAUAACUUGGCAUUAUCUGAUGUAGACUUGCAAGACCUCAUUUCUAGUGCAGAUAGUGUUACUUCUGAAGAAAGGAAUGAUGAUAAAGGCCAAGUCUAUUACGUAUAUGAGAUCGACGGGGUGGCUAAGCAUAGCUUAAUAUCGGUUACUUGUGCAAGGAACAAGCUCUACGCGCAUUUUGUUAAUGCGCCAACACCAGAAUGGAAUAAAGAUAAGGAAACUUUGAGACAUGUCCACGAGUCUUUUAAAACUAUUGGAGUUUAACUAUGUAAGUUGUUAUUGGAAGAUUUUGAAAGAAACUAUACUCAAAGGCUUUCUUAUAUGAAGCCUUUUUUAACUUCUUUAAGGAAUGAAGAGUGCCUAUAUGAUCUAUCUAUUAAUCAAGAAUUGUGAAUACUGAUAUUCUCUUUAUUUUA